Messenger RNA from Gigantopelta aegis, 2173 nucleotides. Its product is annotated as inactive pancreatic lipase-related protein 1-like. The transcript is spliced from 9 exons. The record is from RefSeq and is a predicted model, not a curated record. Gene Ontology annotation, molecular function: protein binding; triacylglycerol lipase activity. Bases 69 to 1532 code for a protein of 487 amino acids. NCBI's taxonomy places the organism in Eukaryota, Metazoa, Mollusca, Gastropoda, Neomphalida, Peltospiridae. Gene Ontology annotation, biological process: lipid metabolic process.
UACAGGACAAGUGUUUCCACAGCUCCCAGGGUUCAUUCACAAACAGGAGUUUAUUACAGCUGACAGCUAUGUAUUUUCAUAGGAAUAUCGUCGUUUACGUCCUUCUACUUGGUUUUUGUCAGGUGAAUUUAAGUAGUGAAAAUGAAGACACCAUUCUACAUCGUCAACGACGUCAAACAUCGUGUUUCGCUAGACUGGGAUGUUUCUCAAAUGACCCGCCCUACAACAACACCAUAGAACUUCCCCAGGACCCCAAUUUCAUCAACACGACGUUUAAACUAUACACGAGAACAAACCCGAACCAUCCAUCUUUUCUGUUCACCCAUUCAGCAGAGUCUGUACAUAGAUCUAGGUUCGAUAGCUCGAAGCCCGUUCGAAUUAUCAUCCAUGGUUUUCUUCAAAGUACGAGGCUGCCGUGGGUGGUCGAAAUGGUUCAAAAACUGUUGCAAGCCGAGCCACAAAACGUCAUCGCCGUGGAAUGGGGCCAAGGCGCCGGAUUUCCUUACACACAGGCCGCAGCCAAUACCCGGCUGGUUGGAGCAGAAGUAGCCAAUCUGGUCGCUCACUUGUGUCACGUGACUGGAAUCAGCAGGAGGCAGUUCCAUAUGAUUGGUCACAGUUUAGGCGCGCACGUUGCAGGAUACGCUGGAAACCGACUACCAGGAAUGGGUCGAAUAUCAGGUUUAGAUCCAGCGCAGCCGAAUUUUGAACAUGAACAUCCACAGGUUCGACUUGAUCCAACAGAUGCAGACGUCGUCGACGUCAUUCACACAGACGACACGCGAUACCACGAGGUCGGAGGUUUUGGUAUGCGGUCUCCCGUUGGCCACAUGGAUUUCUACCCCAAUGGCGGUCAUUACCAACCGGGUUGUGAAACAGACACUAUUAGCAACGUUUUAUCAGACGCCAUUAACCAUGGAAUUGAAGAUGCUGAGGUUGUGAUGGGCUGCAGCCAUGACCGAGCCGUGCAUCUGUUCAUCGAAUCCAUCAACUCACAGUGCCACUUCACGGGUUACACGUGCUCAUCGAUGGAAGACUUCAGACACGGCAUAUGUUACCACUGCGGCAACAGGCCUUGCCCUUCCAUGGGUUACAAGGCCAGCCAUUACAAGUCCAGAGGAAUCUUUUAUCUAGCGACUUGUGGCCACUCGCCUUUCUGUGUUGCCCAGUAUUUCGUCGAAGUGGACUUGUCUCAGCAUAUGACCAAUCUGAGAGGGGAGGUCAAAGUACAGCUUCACGGGUCACGAGGAAACACAGAUGUCAGCGAAAUAUUUAGGGGAUUUAUUCAACAUGGCGCUGCCCUGCACGGAGUGGUCGUUUCCGGUUCCGAGAUAGGCGAGGUGCAGCGGGUGACGAUCUUCUACGCGUACGCCCGAACGUUCUUCCACUGGGGAGACAGUCCGUCUCUGGUGGUCGAGAGAGUGAAGGUGUUGUCGGCCAGACGACGUACAAGAGUACAGUUUUGUUCAGAUGUCACAAUCACCGACGGCGGCACCGGGGUUCUCACCAACCCAACACGGAGAUGUCGCUGAUCAUUGUCAGAGUCAGCGAAUAGCACCGACUACGUGGUCUCCACCGAGAAUGAAACAUUAAUAGAAGGAAGUGUAAUAAAAUAUUAACCAUAUGUCGUAAAAUCUAAUACGCUUACUCUCGUUUACUUUAGAAUGUGAAGAAAAUCAUUGGAAGGUCUUGUUCAGCCUUGAUGUAAUGGAGAACGCGCAGUGGAUUUUAGAAUCUGAUUACAGACUGAUCCAUUGUAAUUAGACCAUGUAUUUUUGUAGACAUGUUUCGGAUCCUGCAUACACAUCUGUUUUGCUUAUUGGCAUAAACAUAUUGAUGUUUAACAAAAUAUAUUUUGUUUUGUAAAGCACUCGUGUAUCCAUUUGGACAUUUGUAAGGAUCGGAAACAUAAAAUGUAUGACCCAUGCCCUAACGUAACGCAGUGCUUCAAUUGAUGGCAUAUUAUAUUCAAUCAUGUAACCAGACGAGUGAGCGUAUUUUAUUUUCACAAUUUCAAUAAAUGUUCUAUUCUAGUAUCCAGUAUUUGAAACCGAUUUUAUUUGUGUAUAUACAUGUGUAGAGGUUUCAUGUUUUACUUUUUGUUAACCUAAUGAUUGUGUCGAUUUAUCAUUACCGUUAAGGCACAAAUGAAAUAAAUGAUUAAUUAAAUGAA